Molecule: messenger RNA, 1328 nt
Organism: Rhododendron vialii
Lineage: Eukaryota; Viridiplantae; Streptophyta; Magnoliopsida; Ericales; Ericaceae
Product: metacaspase-9
Exons: 2
Coding region: 177-1127 (316 amino acids)
Biological process (GO): proteolysis
Molecular function (GO): cysteine-type endopeptidase activity
Source: RefSeq, a predicted model, not a curated record
AAACUAAGACGCUUUCCAACAACUAAAGUGCAAGGCAAUAUAUUCGGUUCAAGUACUUUCCAAGCUCUCAAAAUACUGCCCUACAUAUUAUUGAUCGAUCGAAAGGAGUCGACCCAAUCGAUCCAACUAAAAACUCUCCAUUUGGUUUGUGUUAGCUAGUAUUGGAAAUUGAGGAGAUGGAAAAGAAGAGGUUGGCCGUCCUUGUAGGCUGCAACUACCCGAACACCCCGAAUGAGCUACACGGAUGCAUAAACGAUGUAAUCGCGAUGCGGGAUGUGCUCGUGACGCGAUUCGGGCUUGAUCCGAGCCACAUCGAGCUCCUAACCGAUGCACAUGGUUCAUUGAUCAUGCCCACCGGUGCCAACAUCAAGCGGGCACUCCAUCAGAUGGUUGACAAGGCGGAGCCCGGUGAUGUCCUCUUCUUCCACUACAGUGGCCACGGCACCCGGAUUCCAUCCCUCAACCAUGACCAUCAUCACUCUGGGAAAGAUGAGGCAAUUGUGCCUUGUGAUUUCAAUCUCAUCACUGAUGUGGACUUCAGGCAACUGGUAAACCGCAUUCCACGGGGAGCAAUCUUCACUAUCUUCUCAGAUUCCUGCCACAGUGGUGGCCUCAUCGACAAAGAGAAAGAGCAAAUCGGACCUUCAUCCACCACUACUACUACUACCGGAACAACAACGCUUUCGGGCAAGCCCAAGACCAUUCCCUUCGAAACCAUACUGCAACACCUUGCUGCUUCAACAAGAAUUGACACACUGGAUGUUGGGACCCACUUGGUACACUCUUUCGGAGACAAUGCCAGCCUUCGGUUUCGCCUGCCUCUGCACGAGCUCAACUUGUUUCGACGGUUGAAGGCCGACGAGGGAAUCCUGCUUAGCGGUUGCCAAGCGAACGAGACGUCUGCAGACAUGGACCCUGCACAGGGCGGAGGGAAGGCUUAUGGAGCAUUUAGUAAUGCGGUUCAAAUGGUGUUGCGUGAAAAUCCUAGUCCUCUGAGUAACAGAGAAAUUGUGCUGUUGGCCAGGAAGUUUUUGCAGGCGCACCGGUUUCAGCAACACCCUUGCCUCUAUUGCAAUGAUGAGAACGCUGACGCAACUUUCUUGUUGCAGCCUCGGAGCAAAAGCUAGCUCUAGCUCUAUUGUACAAUUAAUCUAUUUGGGAAAAAGCAUGCAUCCACACCAGCCUCUCUGAUUUCGAACCAAAUUAUACCUAUAUCUUUAAAAGUCAUUUUCCUAUUUCAGGUAAUCACUUAUUCUAGUUGAAAUGUUCAUGUUUCAGACUCUCUAAUCUAUCUCUCUCUUCUAUAAUAAUUUCUUUCUUCUUUAAUA